Tachysurus fulvidraco (yellow catfish) is the source of this 2715-nucleotide messenger RNA. RefSeq names its product UDP-N-acetyl-alpha-D-galactosamine:polypeptide N-acetylgalactosaminyltransferase 18a (gene galnt18a). NCBI's taxonomy places the organism in Eukaryota, Metazoa, Chordata, Actinopteri, Siluriformes, Bagridae. Bases 276 to 2081 code for a protein of 601 amino acids. Gene Ontology annotation, cellular component: Golgi apparatus. The record is from RefSeq and is a predicted model, not a curated record. The transcript has 11 exons.
GAGAGAGAGAGAGAGAGAGAGAGAGAGAGUUUAUAAAGCAGGACUAAGACACACCGAUUUCUCGCGACAGAAUUCACGGACUCUCCUGUCGGUGGUCACGUGCACGCGUGAAGAAACGAAACGAUUUCUUCACGUGUUUGUUGCCCCCGAGACACCCGUCCAUCACACACUCUCUCUCUCACACACCCACACACACACGCACGCACACACACACUCUCUCUCUCACACACACACGCACACACACAGGCGCGCGCUCGUGCUGGGAUGUGGCGACGAUGGUAUGCGCGAGGCGGAUGAAGACGUUGGCGUCAACGUGCGUGAUCCUCAGCGGCAUGACCAACAUCGCGUGUCUGCUGUACGUCGGCUGGAUCACCAAAUCCGUGCACGAGAAAGAUCCUGAGAGAAAGUUGGAGGAGGAUAAAGGAGACACUCUGCGCAUCAUCGAGAGACUGGAGCGUCUGGAGAACGUGGUCAACUCACACAUCCAAGAGAGACCUCAGAAGGACCGAGACGAUGCAGCUGAUGCUUCUCUCUCAGACUCUCCUCUGUUCUUGCAUUGGGGCCGUGAGCUGGGGCCCGAGAGCCGUCGGGUCGCUCUGCACAAGUUCCAGUAUCACGGAUACAACGCCUACCUCAGUGACCGUCUCUCACUGGACAGAGCCAUCCCUGACCUCAGACCGGACGGGUGCAAAAACAUCUCCUACCAUGCCAGCUUGCCUCAGGUCAGCAUUGUGUUCAUCUUCGUGAACGAGGCUCUGUCUGUGAUCCUGCGCUCCGUCCACUCGGCAAUGCGCUGGACGCCUUCACGCCUGCUGAGGGAGAUCAUCCUGGUGGAUGACAGCAGCAGCAAUGCUGAACUGAGGGAGAACCUACAAAGGUUUGUGGAGGAAACGAACCAGCAGCGUCCCGACUUUAUUAAGAUGGUGCGUCACACCAGGCAGGAGGGUCUGAUCCGUGCCCGUGUGAGCGGCUGGAGAGCGGCCAGCGCGCCGGUCGUGGCUCUGUUCGACGCUCAUGUGGAGUUUAACGUUGGAUGGGCCGAACCCAUCUUGCACAGGAUCCAAGAGGACCGACGGCGUGUCAUAUCGCCUUCGUUCGACAACAUUAAAUACGACACGUUCGAGGUGGAGGAGUAUCCUCUCUCUGCGCACGGCUUUGACUGGGAGCUCUGGUGUCGCUACCUGAACCCUCCCAGAAGCUGGUGGAGUCAGAAGAACCACACAGCCCCCAUCAGGAGUCCAGCUCUGAUUGGCUGCUUCGUAGUGGACCGGCGGUACUUUGAGGAGAUCGGACUGCUGGAUGAAGGCAUGGAGGUCUACGGAGGGGAGAACGUCGAGCUGGGAAUCAGGGUAUGGCUGUGUGGGGGUAGUGUGGAGGUUCUCCCCUGUUCCAGACUAGCUCACAUCGAGCGAGCCCACAAGCCAUACACAGAUGACCUGGCAGCUCACGUGCGCAGGAACGCUCUCAGAGUGGCCGAAGUGUGGAUGGACGAGUUCAAGAACCACGUGUACAUGGCCUGGAACAUUCCUCUGCAGAAUUCAGGAAUCGACAUCGGAGUCAUCAGUGAGAGGAAGCUCCUGAGGGACAGGUUGCAGUGUCGGCCCUUUCGCUGGUUCCUGAAGAACAUUUACACAGAAAUGCGUACAUACGCUGACACCAUCGCUUACGGUGAGCUGAGGAACAGCUUGAGACCAGAUCUGUGUGUGGAUCAGGGUCCGGAUACGGACAACAUCCCCAUCCUGUACCUGUGUCACGGCAUGACGCCUCAGAACGUGUACUACACCAGCUCGGGGCAGCUGCGCAUCGGCGUCUUGAGCCCCACCAUCGACGACAACGAUAAUAAGUGCCUGGUGGAUGUGAACAGGCGUCCGCGUCUGCUGGAGUGCAGCUACGCUGGGAACAAGCACAUGAAGCUCUCCUGGCUCUUCACUCAGGGAGGAUCCAUCCAGAACGCCGAGUCACAGUACUGUCUCGAGCUGGUCCAGAGCAGCGGCGUGGCGGUCGGCUAUCAGCUCGUCCUACAGACGUGCACGACCCAAACGUGGACAAUUACCAACUUUCUGACUACCAAAGUUCUCUGAGGGCACCGAAGCCUGAGGCGCUGCACAUGGAGCUGAAAUUUUCAACUAAGGAACUCUGCUUUUAUAUCGAAAGGCUCAAGUUAGACAUCCAAAUCUUAUAUGCAGUGCAUAUUAGAGGAAUUAAGAUGUUCGAGUCACUGUCUCUGAGGACGCUGAUCAUGUGUACAAACUCGGAAAUAGAUCCUAGAUCAACAUUUGCUUGCUGUCUGAAACCUGUCCAUUUAUUUUAUUCUCUAAGCAUUUAUUCAUACAAAUUAUUCGACCGUCAGAAACAUGGGCUGUAUUUGCAUACUGUAAUCCGAUUGGCUCUGAUAUUUUAUGAUGUAAUAACACUUUCUCAUGACCGGUUUAAGACUGAAGCCGGAUUUGUGUUAUUGAUUGUUGUUGUUUUUUUUUGUCCAGAUUUUUCUGACACAAACAAAAAAUGAUCGUGGCUUGAGAUCAGAGGAAUAAUCUGAGAUGCUCCCUGAGAUCUUGGUAAAAGAGCAAAAACAUUCUUUGUCUAAAUCUUUAACAAUUAAAGGCAGGGUCUCAGAUUUUUGAGAAAUGCUUCAGAAAACCGUGUCGGGCCGAAGGAUAAACAAAAAUCAAAACAAAAAUCAAAACAAACGUGUAGCCAAUGAGAAGAAAGGGG